Messenger RNA from Aspergillus saccharolyticus JOP 1030-1, 1769 nucleotides. Its product is annotated as glycoside hydrolase family 13 protein. The record is from RefSeq and is a predicted model, not a curated record. The transcript has a single exon. Bases 6 to 1769 code for a protein of 587 amino acids. Gene Ontology annotation, molecular function: alpha-amylase activity. NCBI's taxonomy places the organism in Eukaryota, Fungi, Ascomycota, Eurotiomycetes, Eurotiales, Aspergillaceae. Gene Ontology annotation, biological process: oligosaccharide catabolic process.
CAAAAAUGGCCCCGACUCCCUGGUGGAAAAACGCCAGCAUCUACCAGAUCUACCCGGCCAGUUUCCAAGACUCGAACGGCGAUGGCAUCGGCGAUCUCCCCGGCAUUAUCAGCCGACUGGACUACAUCCAAUCGCUAGGCGUCGACGCCAUCUGGGUGUGCCCGAUGUACGACAGCCCGCAGUACGACAUGGGCUACGACAUCUCCGACUACGAGGCCGUGUACGCGCCGUACGGGAAGGUCGCGGACGUGGAAGCCCUGAUAGCCGGCUGCCACGCGCGCGGGCUGCGCAUCCUCCUGGACCUGGUCAUCAACCACACUUCGCACGAGCACGCCUGGUUCCGCGCCUCGCGCUCCUCGCGCACCGACCCAAAACGCGACUGGUACAUCUGGCGGCCGCCGCGCUACGACCCGGCCACGCGCCAGCGCCAGCCCCCCAACAACUGGCGCAGCUUCUUCGGCGGCAGCGCCUGGGCCUGGGACGAGCCCACUCAGGAAUACUACCUGCACCUCUUCGCUCCGCAGCAGCCGGACCUCAAUUGGGAGAACCCCGCUACCCGCCAGGCCCUGUACGCCUCCGCCAUGGAGUUCUGGCUGCAACGCGGCAUCGACGGCUUCCGCGUCGACACCGUCAACAUGUACAGCAAACCCCAAGACUUCCCGGACGCCCCCAUCCUCGACCCAUCCAACCCCUACCAACCCGCCGCCUCCCUCUUCUGCAACGGACCGCGCAUGCCCGAGUUUCUCACCGAGAUCAACCAGGUGCUCCGUAAAUACCGACCGCACGGCGACGCCAUCACCGUCGGCGAGCUCCCCGCCACCCCGGACCGUUCGGAUGUGCUGCGCUACGUCUCCGCAGCCGCAAACCAGCUCAGCAUGGUCUUCCAAUUUGACAUCGUCGACUGCAACAUGGGCGCCGACCUGCGCUUCAACACAGUCCCACACACCUGGACGCUAUCUGACCUGCGCGCCCGCGUCGCCGCCACGCAGACCCUGAUGGACGGGUCGACGGAUGGGUGGAGCACCGCCUUCCUCGAGAACCACGACCAAGCGCGCUGCGUUUCCCGGUGGGGGAGCCCGGGCAAGCACUGGGAGAAAAGCGCGAAGAUGCUCGCUAUGCUCGUCGCUAGCCUCUCCGGUACAUUGUUCCUCUACCAGGGCCAGGAGAUCGGUAUGACGAAUGCCCCCAACCACUGGGAUGUGGGGGAGUAUAAGGACGUCGAUAGUGUGAACUACUACCGCUACGUGCAGGAAAGCACUGAUAAUGACCCCGUCGCGAUACAGAACGCCAAGCAGGCGCUGGAUUAUCUGGCGCGUGACCACGCCAGGCUGCCGAUGCAGUGGAGCGCGGCGCCGCAGGCGGGGUUCACGGAUGCGGAAGCGAAGCCGUGGAUGCGGGUGCAUGAUAACUUCAAGGAGGUGAAUGUGAAGGGACAGACUGACCAGGAAGAUUCGGUGCUGGGGUUCUGGAAGGCGUUGUUGGGCGUGAGGAAGCAGUUUCCGGGGGUGUUUGCGGCGGGGGUGUAUCGGGAUGUGGAUCCGGAGAAUGAAGAAGUGUUGGUGUUUGAGAAGUUGGGGCGGGGGGAGAAAUUGGUUGUCACGCUGAAUUUUGGGACGGAGGUGAGGGAGGUUCAGGAGUUGGAAGGGCUGCUAAAGGGAAAGAGCUGGAGAGUGCUGGUGGGGAAUUAUGAGGGGGAUGGGAUGGAGGCGCUAAGGCCUUAUGAGGGAAGGAUAUAUUUGGUGGAUGUUGAGACUGCGACUGUCGCGUGA